CUGCCGUUGCCCCGUAAUCACGUGGCCGCCUGGCCCUGGCCCUGGCCGGGAAGUGAGAAGUGGUCCCAAGGCAGGCACGAGCCUCUCCUCUUCUCGCUCUUCGUUUCCGUUGAUUCUCCUUCGAGGUCACAAGAUAUAGAGCAGAGAACAAACCAGAAGAAGAAGAAGAAAGUCGGCAGCUUUGCAAUUGAAGAUAGCUUGUCAAGGCCAUGAUAUUAUAGUCUGUACGCGAACCAGAACCGGGUCGAACAAGAAGGAAGGAAAAAAGAAGAAAUUCUCAUGUCGAGACUAUCGCUGAUUCAACGGAUUACACCAUUUUUCGCCGCUCGGAUUCGGCAGAAUCACCGGCUUCUAAGUUCUUCUUCCUCCUCUGCGCUCCGCCAAGCUCCCUCUGCCGCUCCAUCCCUCGAAGAAUCUCUGCACCUGACCGAAAAUUGCAUCCGGAGAAUGAAAGAACUGCAAGCCAGUGAGAGAUCAACAGAGGAGAAAAUGCUGCGCUUGGGAGUAGAAACCGGUGGAUGUUCAGGAUUCCAAUAUGUUUUUGACUUGGACGAUAAGUUGAACCCUGAUGACAGAGUAUUUGAGAAGGAAGGAGUGAAACUAGUUGUUGAUAAUAUAUCUUACGAUUUCGUUAAAGGGGCAACCGUAGAUUAUGUUGAAGAGCUCAUCCGAUCUGCAUUUCAAGUAAGCAUUCCUUCUGUAAAGUGUGUGUUAUGCUCAAUUUUUCAUUUGUACGUCUUCAUUCUUGUUGUUGUUCAUUGUGGACGAUUUACGUAG
This is a messenger RNA of Linum tenue, 777 nucleotides long. The record is from the annotation of a GenBank genome assembly. NCBI's taxonomy places the organism in Eukaryota, Viridiplantae, Streptophyta, Magnoliopsida, Malpighiales, Linaceae.